AGUCUUUCCCCCAAUCGAAGGAUUGUUCAAUUUUGGCGGUGCGGAAAACAUGGCGGAAGAUUUGAACGGUUGCAGCAUAUCCUGCAAGCUGUCUUUGGACGAUCUGCAGGCUGUCUGCCGCCAGGAAAGGCUCCACUGUAAAGAACUACAGGUGAACAAGCAUAACAUCGAUGACUAUGAGGUUGAGUACCUCUGUGACUACAAGAAGUCUAAGGAGCAAGAGUUGUACCUUGUCAAAUGGAAGGGAUACCCUGAGUCGGCCAACACCUGGGAGCCCCGCAAAAAUCUCAAGUGCAAGAAGCUGAUGACGCAGUUCCACGAGGACAUGGAGCGUGAAAUGAGGCGGCAAAAGAGACGGACCACCUGCCCCAAGCGGCUGGACAAGGACGUGGCCUGGAUCCUGGUGCAGAAAGCCAAACUCCGCCAGAGGCUCCAGCGCUGGGAGGCCGACCUGAACAAGACGCGCAACCACCCAGGCCGCAUCUUUGUCCUGAACGAGGUGGACUUGGAUGGCCCGCCCAGGGACUUCACUUACAUCAACACCUACAAGGUGGGCGAGGGCAUCGUGCUCAAUGAGAUGGCCGUUGGCUGUGAGUGUAAGGACUGUUUCAGUGAUCCGGUCGGAGGCUGCUGCCCCGGGGCCUCCCUUCACCGCCUGGCCUACACUGACAAGGGCCAGGUGCGAGUGCGGGCCGGGGAGCCCAUCUACGAGUGUAACACCCGCUGCAGCUGCGGGCCUGACUGCCCCAACCGAGUGGUCCAGAAGGGCAUUCCAUUCGACCUGUGCAUCUUCAAGACUGAGAAUGGCCGAGGCUGGGGCGUGCGCGCACUACAGCACAUCAAAAAGAACACCUUUGUCAUGGAGUACGUUGGAGAGAUCAUCACAUCGGAUGAGGCGGAGAAGAGAGGACACCUGUACGACCGGCAGGGCGCCACCUACCUGUUUGACCUGGACUAUGUGGAGGACGUUUAUACGGUGGAUGCCGCUCACCAUGGCAACAUCUCCCACUUUGUCAACCAUAGUUGCAACCCCAACCUGCAAGUAUACAACGUGUUUAUAGACAACCUGGAUGAGAGGCUCCCGAGGAUAGCUUUAUUUUCAACACGCCCCAUCAGGGCAGGAGAAGAGCUCACUUUUGACUAUAAGAUGCAAGUUGAUCCAGUCGAUGCGGAGAGCACAAGGAUGGACUCAAAUUUCAGUUUAGUGGGACUCCCAAGCUCUCCCAAAAAGCGGAUUCGGGUGGAGUGCAGGUGUGGAUCUGACACAUGUCGAAAGUAUCUCUUCUGAUAUGGAUUGUAAACGGAACAUCAAAGCUUGAACAGACACUGUGUACUAUUUCGGGGAAUUAUGAAAAUUGUACGGCUUUACAUGUAUUUUUAUUUGUCUUUUUUUAAAUGUUCAUUUAACUUUUAAGCCACAUUGGUGCAUGGGUGAUAUCAAAACUGAUAUGGUGCAUUUUUGCAACUUUUUUUGCAACUUCAUUUUAAAUGUCCCCAAACGUAUCUAGUGUGUUGGGAAGCCAUUUUAGUGAAACAAUGGCCAAUAUGACCUAAAUGAACCAGCUUAAACAUACAUCUUUCUUAUCUCAUUCUCGUUGGCACCAAAAGUAAAAAAAAAAAAGUGUUGAUAGGGGACAGAAUGCGGUCGGAC
Molecule: messenger RNA, 1651 nt
Organism: Coregonus clupeaformis (lake whitefish)
Lineage: Eukaryota; Metazoa; Chordata; Actinopteri; Salmoniformes; Salmonidae
Product: histone-lysine N-methyltransferase SUV39H1
Exons: 6
Coding region: 50-1288 (412 amino acids)
Cellular component (GO): nucleus
Molecular function (GO): histone H3K9 methyltransferase activity; zinc ion binding; protein binding
Source: RefSeq, a predicted model, not a curated record